ACAGAAUUUCUCAGAUCUCGGUAAAAGGAGUGCCCUUUUCUCAAAAAUAUUAAAAUAUGAAUUUAAAAAACUUGGGCUCACUAACUGUUGUUGAUUUUAAAAUUAAUUAGGCUCCAAUCAUAAUGAAUAGUCCAUUGGAAUGGGAUAAUUUUUAUAAAAAUAAGGUAAGUAGGGUCAUAAAAUUAGAUGUCAAAAACUCAAAAUUGUCAAUCGCCCCAUUUGCCCACUCCUAGCAAACAAGACCCAUGGUGGGGGUUAGGACGCAGAACGCAGAGUUUAUUGACGCAGAUGCGCACCGAGCACUGCCACUUGCGCAGAUAUUUCUGGCGGCUGGAUAACAACAGGGAUCCUACCUGUCGGCAUUGCAGCCUGGCCCCGGAGACCCUAGAGCACCUGUUGACCAAAUGUCCCUCACUAGAUCUCCCGGGGGAAGCCAGGGCGGUUGGAGGACCCUUUGUGAGGAAAAUGUUGUAUGGCUCAGCCCAACAGAUGGAGUUGAUAGCCAAUUUACUAGCCUAGCCGGGGUCAUAAGAGAGUAAUCUCAGACCCUCACUAGAAUAUAUGUGUUUGUUAGUCACUUCAAGUAAUAAUAUUAAUAUAGGGCCUACUCAAUAAAUUUUAAUUUUAUAAUUUUUAGACAGCUUAUUAGUAAUUAGUGAAAUGACCUGAGAGUGAUUUGUCUAAUUUUAAGCCCAUCUUCAAUAAUGUAUAUACUAUUACUAUUAAAAUAUACUAGGAUUUCUCUGAAAAAAUUUGGUAGCGCCAACAAGUCCAGUAAUAGUAAUGACUAAUAUCAUAAAUGUUUGAAUAUAACUAAACUAAAAUAAGUGGCACAGUAUUUCUAAGUUAGUUUAAAUUCUAAGCUCUCUUCUGCAGUCUGCAGUAAACACAGGCGCUACAGCUCUCGCUGUGUCAUUUUGAAUUUUAUAAAAAAUUUUAGGUGGGCCACCCCUCCCCCUUUUCCCCUCGAUAACUACCUUUCCCCUCCAAAUCAAAGUGACAGUCGCAUCACCCCUCUUAUUAUUUAAAAGUUGGAUUUUAAGGUGUUUCAAAUAUAAAAGUAACUGAUGUAUUAAAAAUCAAUUUUAUAAGUUGAACUUAUUAUUUGAUGUGUGGGCCUUAUUUAAAAAAAAAAAAGAAUUUUCACUCCCCCUGCUCAGAUGACAUUUUCAAACAAAACAUCAUGUCAUUGUGUAUGAAUUUGAGCAAAGCUGAAUUAAAGCAAAAAGCUGAUGACUUGGACAGAAAUUUAAGAGGAACAAACAACUUUUACCUAACUUUCUAUUUAAUUUAUUCAAUAUAUUGCCUAGAAUUAUUUGUUUGUUAUUAUCUCACUUUUUGUUAUUUUGGAAUUUGUUAACAAUCAUUUCAAUGUAUUAUCUAGAACUAUGGAUUUCUUUAAAAUGAUCAUGCGGCCCAACAAAAAAAAUUCCAUGUGGCCCUCUGCGCAAAACGUUUGCUCCCGUCUGGUCUAUACAUAGGCCUAUAUCAUAAGAUAUUGAUAUUUAAUUUGAUAUAUUUGCCUGGAGUGUCUAUAUAAAUAUAAUGUAGCUUAUAGCAAAUCCAGUGUUUGUAAGGACUAGGCCCUAGCUCAGUAGGCCUAGGCCCUAGGUAGAUGGGGGGGUGGUCAUUAACUAAUAGUAAAUUGUGUUUUAGAUUAAAUUCACAUUAGUUUUUAAUUUUUUAACAAUUUCUUUAGUUCGAAAGUGUGGCGAAUUUUGUGUGCUUUUUUGUGUUUAUGUUUUUAACCCAUCCGGGGCAUAGGCCCUCUACAAUAAUUUUCCAUUCAUUUUUGUUCUGUGCUUUUCUCUCCAGUUGCUUCCAAGUGUAUACCACACUUUGUGUGUCUGCCUCUAGCUCUUAUCUCCAUGUAUCUCUUGGUUAGCUGAAUUUACCUUCAUGAUCUUUGUUUUGCUUUUAUUUAUGUUGAAACAUACUUUUUUGGAAUCUAAUAUUUGUGACACAUUGUGACGGGGGAGUUUAAAAUUUGUCAAAAAUAGCCUGACAUGCUUUAUGGAUGGCUCCUAGGCCUAGCUACAUGUUGAUAUUUAUAAUAAGGCUUAAAUUUAGUAUAUUUAAUUUAGGUAUGGAGCUUCUAUAUAGGACAUUAGGCCUACUGUACCAUACAUAACAUUUUUAUAAUUUCUUAGAAAUUUAGGCUAACAAUUUUUUAAAAUGUUUUUCAAUUUAGACUACACAUUCACAAGGACUGCUUCAUAUAUCGAUAAUAUUAUACCAGAUAUCUACGCUAUCAACAGUCCAACACUAGUUCGACAACAGAUUUAAAGCUAUUGAAGAAGAUGCGCUUAAGGCGAUUGCGAGGACAGCGAUUGUUUAAAUGUAUUUGCUGCAUCUUCUUUGCAUUCAUGUUUUGGACAUUUGUAAGCUAUCUUGUAAGUAUUUGUUGUAUUAUAAAAAAUUGAUGCCUGUUUUGAUAGCAGUAGUUAAAAGUCUUUGGCUCGUUACUCUUUUUAAAUGGAGAUAUUUCGGUGGGGAAGUAUCUAAUGUUAAAGAAAUUAUUCAAUCAAUAAACAGCUUUUGUAGUAUGUAUAUUAAACAUAAAGUUUCGUAUUAUGUCAUGAGAUUUCUACUAUCACAUUAUUAUUUAUUUAAAAAGGAAAUAUUUUCAGAAAUCUAAUAAUUUUUGCAUAAAAAUAUUGUUAAAUAAAUCUUCCUCCAGUUUUCUUUUAAUGAUGAAGAUUUUCCUGAAGAUGUUGCAUAUGACAUAUUCAUAGAUGAAACAAAAGAGGACCGUAAGUAAAUUGAAGUUACUCACAUUAAUUUUUCUAACAAAUAUUAAUGAAAAUUUAACUAAAAUAAUGUUUUUAUGUCUCAAUGUAAGAAUGAAAUAAAACAAUAUUGAAAGAUAGCUAUACAAUUAAUUCAACAGAAUUGUUUCUAAUUUUUAAAAUGUAAAUGUUUUUUUUUUACCAUUUUCAGUUCCGUAUCCUUGAAAUCUUUACAAAAUCUGUGGGAAAAUGCUGUCAUUAUAUAUUUACUAUAUCUAUAGGAAGAGGCUGUCAUAAUAUAUUUACUGUAUCUGAAGGACGACACUGUUUUUAUAAACUUAAUAUAUUUUAUUUCUUAAAUAAUUAUCCCAUUAAAAAGAAAUUCUUAAGUGGCCUAAUCAUAGCAUCACUCAUAAAAUCUAACAUCAUAUAUCAUGACGCAUGAGAUGCUCGCUCGUCAAGGUAUUGUUUUUUUUAAGACAAUGAUUUAUUUGUUAAGAUGUUGUCACUUGACCAUCUUCACACCAGAUGUACACAUACCUUUGGAUCAGGAGAUUUUGGAAGAACUAGAAAGAAUAAAACAGAAAAAGAACAACUAUGCCGACCAAGUUGUUGAUGAUCCCAAAGACCCAAUUGUUUUGUGGUGGACAGAGUUCACAGGUGAACCAGGCAAAACACGGCGCUGUGGUGAUCAACAAUGUUUUUUUACAAAUAAUCGCAAAUACAGCUCUCACAAACACAUGAAGGUAAAAGGAUUUUUUUAAUGGAAUGACUACAUUUAAGAAUAAAAGUUUUAUUGGAUGCAAUUUCUUAUGUGAAAAUGUUAAUAUAUUAUACUUAUUAAAAAAAUAUUAAUCGACACCUUUUUGUGUGUUUCUUUUUAAAGGUGUUUAUGUUUUAUGGCACAGACUUCAAUGAUGAAGAUUUGCCUUUACCAAGAUCACCUGAUCACAUAUGGGCGCUGUUCCACGAGGAGUCUCCGAAAAAUAAUUUCCUUUUGUGUCAUGAAGAUGUUCUAACAUUGUUCAACUACACCAGCACGUUCAGGUAACAUUCAUUGUCCAAGCUAUUCAGAUGACAUUUAUGUACCAAUUUAUUCAGGCGACAUUUCAUUUACCAGCACACUCUGGUGACUUUUGUAAAACAACAUAUUCUAGUCACUUGCUAUUUACUAGGAUAAUUAGUUGACUUUACCCACAUAGAAAUAUUAAGUUAAUUUUUUUACAAAUACACAUUAAUGUUAACUUAAAAAAACUAGUUUGAAACUAUUUACGUAAGCUGUAGGUUAGUAUAUAAACAUGUACAACUUUAAAGUAGAUUUAUUUCAGUUAUGAGGUCAAUCAAUCUUGUCAUUAUUUAUCUUACAGAUUUUUUACACUUUCAUUAAGACUCACACUAAUAAAUUUAUAUUCUAAAAAAACUGUCACAUUUGAUAUGUUUAAUUUGGGAUAAAAAACUAUUGAGCCAAUAAAAAGUUUUGUUCCAUUUUUGCAGACGUGAGUCAGAUUUCCCAAUCACUACUCAACAUCUGAUUUCUUUAGACUGGCUGUUACAGAAGACAUUUGACAAAACUGUCAGUCAGAAAAAUAGGUGAAUAGCAAUAAAUUUAAGAACAUUUAUACCGUUGAUUUGGUAAAUUUUUGGCAGACAAAUCCAAUUUUCACAAUACCACAUAAGCAAAAUGAACACCUUAUUCGCUAAUAAAAUUAGAUAUACAGCCUUACCGAAUGAUAAAUAUAAGAUUAUUGUGGUUUACCUAUUUGCACAUUUACUUUUAAAUUACUAGUUGUUUAAGAUUGGGGAUAUGUGGAAAAAUAAAUUCAUUUGAAAAUUAAGAGUUACAGUGAAAAUGGGAUGUUAUAAUUAAUUAACUGUCUGCACAAAGUCUGUAUUUUAUUUGCCUUAUUUUAAAAUACCUUUUUACUGUGGAAACUAAUUCCUCACAAUCUUUACCUGACUUAUAUGUAUAAAUAUAUUUUUAUUUGCUAUUACUAUUAUUAAAUUAAAAUUUUCAACAGCACUCAAAAGUACAAGGUUUUUUUUUUUGCCCCCUUGUCUAGUCCUGGUUGCACUAUUUACCCAAAAAUUUAAUAAAAAAUAAUCUAACAUACAGAAUUUUGUUAUUUUUUUCAGUUACCAAGAAGAAGAUGGUUUAGCAUCAGUGAUUUACGUCCAGUCAGGAUGUGACCCCCCAUCUGACAGAGAUGAAUUUGUUAAACUGUUGAUGAAUUAUAUUUCUGUGGACUCUUAUGGAACUUGUCUUAAGAACAAGAAACUUCCUGAAAAGUAUGUUGAGAUAACAGUUUUCAUUUGCUAAAUUUUAUUUCAUUCAUCUCAUAUAUUUCAUUUCAGAUUAAUGAAAGUUUUGUUUUUUUUCAUUCCAAAAUGGAAAAAAAAAUUGUUGAAAAACCUAAAAUUAUCAUGGUAAAAUGGAGAUAUUGUUGCUGUAUACACAAUACACAAUUAACGUGGGGUAAAUUGAUGUGCAAAUCUAUGUACAUCAAAUUUUGACAACUUUUUUUUUAUACAGUAAGAUUUUGAUAAUCCGGGAUGCCUACUCUGAAAAUUUUUUCUGCAGAGCGAGAAUCGCAACAUGAUUUAAAGUUAAUGCAUUCUCAUCCCUUAACAUAACUAAAAACAUUUUUUUAAACCCUUUUUAACAGUAACCUUUUCUAAAGUCACGUGGUAAACCAUGUAUUUAAUAUUUACAACACAUGUUUAUAGAUGGAUUUGAAAAUCCAGAUAAGCCAAUAAUCAGGAUGGGUUGAAACUACAAUUAGUACAGAUUAUAGUCAUCUAAAUGUUCUUCCAUCUGGAAAACUAAAAGGGAAAAAAAGUCUAUAAAUUCAAACAAAUCUUCUGUAAGCGUUGAACUCCCGAACUCUCUCUUACAAGACUCAAAUUUUACAUACUAAACAAAUUUCAAAUCAACAAUGCUGCCUUGUACUGAAAAAAAUUAUAUUUUUAAAUUAGUUGUAAAGCUAUAUAUUUUUUAUUAGAAGUAUAAAAUAUUUUAAAAGGUAAAUAAUUUUAUAUGUUUAAAUGUCCAAAUAUUUGUCUCUUGUAAAUAACUCAGACACCCCCUGUAAAUAACACUUUUUUUUUACAUGGUUUAUCACCAGAAUCAGUCAUCCCCUGGGUGGUAUGUCACACAGAGAUUUUUAUGAGCUCAUCUCACAAUAUAAAUUUGCCCUUUCAAUGGAGAAUGCAGUAUGUGAAGAUUACAUCACAGAGAAACUGUGGCGCCCCCUGAUGGUGGGAACUGUGCCUAUUGUGUUUGGAUCGUCUAGAGUCAAGGUAAAAUGUAUUAUCUUAGAAGAUAUUAGUGCUGUUAACAGUGCUAGUUUAGUAGUUCCAAGUCUUUGGAAGAUAGUAUGAUUAACAGUGCUAGUUUAGUAAUUCCAGAUUCUUGGAAGAUAGUAGAUUAACAGUGCUAGUUUAGUAAUUCCAGAUUCUUGGAAGAUAGUAGAUUAACAGUGCUAGUUUAGUAGUUCUAGGUCUUUGGAAGAAUAUAUAAUUAACAGUGCUCGUUUAGUAGUUCUAGGUUCUUGGAAGAUAGUAUGAUUAACAGUGCUAGUUUAGUAGUCCUAGGUCCUUGGAAGUUAAUAUGAUUAACAGUGCUAGUUUAGUUAUUCUAGGACUUUGGAAGAAUAUAUAAUUAACAGUGCUAGUUUAGUAGUCCUAGGUCCUUGGAAGUUAAUAUGAUUAACAGUGCUAGUUUAGUAGUUCUAGGUCUUUGGAAGAAUAUAAAAUUAACAGUGCUCGUUUAGUAGUUCUAUGUUUUUAGAAGAUAGUAUGAUUAACAGUGCUAGUUUAGUAGUUCUAGGUCCUUGGAAGUUAAUAUGAUUAACAGUGCUAGUUUAGUAGUUCUAGGUCCUUGGAAGUUAAUAUGAUUAACAGUGCUAGUUUAGUAGUUCUAGGUCUUUGAAAAAUAUUACUAGAACAAUGGCAAGGCAUAUUUUGGAACAUCCAUAUUAUAAUAUAUAUUUAGGGGAAAAUUGAAUGUUUUUUUUUAAAAUUUGUGACUGUAUGUUAAUAAUUUAAAAUAUUACAACUCACAACAGGACUUUCUGCCCAGUAACAACUCAGCCCUUGAGGUUAUCAACUUCCGUUCAGCCGAACAUUUAGCCACAUACAUCAACUAUUUGAACAGCAAAGACUCACUCUACGACAAUAUGCGUGACUGGAAAAGCUCUGGCAUCUCCAACACGUAUUUAAAAGAGAUCAUGGAGAAACGUACGUGGGGGCCUGACAACAAUGGUCACUGGAUUCCUGGACAAAAGAACUUUAUUGAAGAUUAUGAGUGUUAUGUAUGUGAACAAAUUCAUGAGACAAUAAAGAAGGUUUCUUUAGGAGAGGGACAGUUUACAAAAUGGGCCAAUCACAGUCAUUACGGUUGUCCAAAACCUUUGAAGUUCAACAGUUUAGGAAAGUAUGCGCAUGAGGGAAACUGGCUGGACUUUUGGAGCUCACAGUGGGAGAGACAGCGACAGAAGGCUUCCUCUUUGAGGAGAUGUGUCAGUGAAGGCAGGUGUGACAGAAACAAGGCUAAUCUGUGAUGGCAUAUGUCAGUGAUGGCAGGUGUGACAGAACAGGGCUAAUCUGUGACGGCAUGUGUCAGUGAAGGCAGGUGUGACAGAAACAAGGCUAAUCUGUGAUGGCAUGUGUCAGUGAUGGCAAGUGUGACAGAAACAAGGCUAAUCUGUGAUGGCAUGUGUCAGUGAUGGCAGGUGUGACAGAUUGUCACAGAACGGUUGUUACGGAGGAGGGCUCCGAUCCUGACUUACCACGAACUGUGUUGACUAAGUAGUGGUCAGUACAGGACCGCUCCUCUCUGUGAUUUAUAUGGUGGGGGUCUAGGCGUUGAGACAGACAAAAGCACAACGUAGACUUGGACGAAAUGCAACAACUCAAACUCCUGGUGUCCAACGAUAAUGAAAGUAUGUUUAUUUCUAAGAUAUAAGUUAUUCUAGUCAUCUGUCGUCUCCUGAUCACUAGCAACUAUUCCCCAACAACUGCUUGAUUCUAUCGUAGCUCUUUUCUCUCUCUUCCUCAACUACGUCGUACCUCUGUUCCCUCUUCCUCAACUCGUCGUACCUCUGUUCACUCUCCCUCAACUACCUUAACUCAGUGAAAGUUCCCUCUUAUAUGUGGUUCUCUACCCCCUAUAGGUGGUCCAGGAAUGCUAUCUAUAAACACACCCAUGCCCCCUAAUUUCCGGUCAAUUAGACCUUCCUAUUGUUAACCCAAAAAUUAUCAUGCGAAGUCUGGAAAACCCGAACAUACUAUUAUCCAAAGAAACAAUCCCCACUAUAUCAAGAUGUGAGAGUCUAUUAACCUUAACUUAACCCCAUUAACAGCAGUUUCCUUCCAUCCUAUAAGUUACCUCAACAACAAUGGAGCUCUGUCCUGUACCCCCGCCCCAGUCAUUUGUGACACAGAUACAAGGCUAAUCUGUGAUGUGUCAGUAAUAGCAGGAGUGAAGGAAACAAGGCUAAUCUUUGCAUGUAAGUGAUGGUAGCUGUGACAGAAACGAGGCUAAUCUAUAACGAGUCAGUGAUGGUACCUGUGACAGAAACAAGGCUAAUCUUUGAUGUGUCAGUGAUGAUAGCUGUGACAGAAACAAGGCUAAUCUUUGACAUCUUUCAGUCGUGAUAGGUGUGACAGAAAAGGAAUUAUCUGCAUCAUAGUACAGACAAGAUAUGAACUUUAUUUGAACACUUUUCUGCAUACCAUUUGUCUGAUACCUGCGUUGUUAUACAUCAUUUGGUGUAGUUUUGAUCUCUGUGUAUUAAUACAAUUUGUAUGAAACAUUGAACAUCUGCCAAGUUUUGUUCACAAAGUUGUUCAGUGACAUAUUGACAUGUAUGACAUUUUUGCCAGACUUGCUUUCAGCUCUGUGAUAUUUUGCAUUUAUUUCGAUAAAAUUAUGUGUGACCUUGACCUGUGAAAUGGCUGACUGAUCCAAACAUUAUAAUGAUAUGUUAAACAAUGUGUUUAUAUGUGCAUAAAAUUUAUCUAUGUGUUAACAAUGGCUUAAACCAGUUAUGAUAUUUACUAAGAGACUGCAUUUAUUAGUAUUUUAAAAUGUAUAAAUGUCU
Molecule: messenger RNA, 8830 nt
Organism: Lymnaea stagnalis (great pond snail)
Lineage: Eukaryota; Metazoa; Mollusca; Gastropoda; Lymnaeidae
Source: the annotation of a GenBank genome assembly